AAAGUCGAUGCAAACAUGAAAUUAGCAUGUUCGAAUCGUUUGUGUGUGCUCGCUUUUGUUAUUGUGCUGCUGGCGCUGGGCGAAUCGAGUGCGGGCAGCGCGGAGAGUGCGGUUAUUGGUGAUAUACGAGAUAAGUGGUCCGCGGACGAUGGCCAACAGCAGCAACAGCAACAGCAACAGCAGGAGGAGCAGGAGCAGCCAAAGAGGGAGCUGCCAGCGUCAGAACAGCAGCUGCUUUUUCCAGUUGAACAAUUCAAGAGCUACACAGCCGCGAGGCAUCAUCAUAUUAAUCACCACCACCACCAACAUCAUCACCAUCAUCAUCAUCAUCAGCAGCAGCAGCAGCAGCAGCGAAAGCAUCUGCAUCAGCAUAAGCAUCGUGUUCAUGGCCGGACUUAUAGAGAAAAUCAUUAUAAGGCGCUUGAGCUGGAAGAGCGACAGCAACAGCUGGGCAAACACUCGCACUGGCUGCACUCGGCCACGCCGGCAACAUUUCCCGAUUAUGUCAACGACGAGGAGCGGGCGGAACAGCAGUCGCCAGAGACGCCACAGCCCCCACAGUUGGAGCAACAUGUGGUGGACCAGCUAGACUAUGCCAAUAAUCAUUUUGAUUUGGAGAGCUAUCAGCGCUAUGCGAACAUCGAGCUGCCGCUCAGCCUGUCGCCCGCUGGCGGUCCCUCGACGCGCUCCGGCCGCCAUCGUGGACGCCACGUGACGCCGCACUAUGCCAACAGCAACAGCAUUAGCAGCAACAACAACAACAACAAUCAGGCCAACAAUCUGAUGCUGCCACUGAUAUCGGAGCUGGGCGGCAAAUAUUUGCGUUCGCUGCCCGACUCGGUCGACUUUCUGCAGGAUCGCCUCUAUGCCAGCCAGCCGCAGCGCCACUGGCCCGUCAAGCGCGAGGCCAUUGUUGAGGGCGACGUCAUAAUUGGCGGCCUCAUGAUGGUGCAUUCGCGCGAGGACAGCAUCACCUGCGGUCCUAUCAUGCCGCAGGGCGGCAUCCAGGCCCUCGAGGCCAUGCUCUACACCAUCGAUCGCAUCAACGAGAUGCAUUUGCUGCCAAACAUCACGCUCGGCGCGCACAUACUCGACGACUGCGACAAGGACUCGUACGGCCUCGAAAUGGCCGUGGACUUUAUUAAAGGCUCGAUUAGCAACAUAGACGAUGCCGAAUAUCAUUGCAACAAGACGCAAGUGCGCAAGGUGAUAUCGGGCGUGGUGGGUGCUGCCUCAUCGGUGACAUCCAUACAGGUGGCCAAUUUGCUGAGAUUGUUUCGGAUACCCCAAGUCUCGUAUUUCUCAACCAGCCCGGAGCUGAGCAACAAGCAGCGCUUCGAGUACUUUUCACGCACCAUUCCCUCCGACCACUACCAGGUGAAGGCCAUGGUUGAGAUUGUGAAGAGCAUGGGCUGGACUUAUGUCUCGAUUAUCUACGAGGAAAGCAACUAUGGCAUUAAGGCAUUUGAGGAGCUAGAGGAGCUGCUGGCACGCCAUAACAUUUGUAUUGCCAUUAAGGAGAAGCUCGUCAAGGAUUCGGGCGUGGCUGAGGAUAUUGCAUACGAUAAUAUUGUGCAGAAGCUGCUCACCAAGCCGCGUGCGCGAGGCGCCAUUAUUUUCGGCUCGGACCAGGAAGUGAGGCAAGUGAUGCGCGCGGUGAGGCGUGCGAAUGCAACAGGCGCCUUCUCCUGGAUUGGCUCCGAUGGAUGGAGUGCACGAAAUCUCGUCUCGGAUGACUAUGAGCCAGAGGUGGAGGGCACAUUGUCCGUGCAGCCGCAGGCUAAUCCCGUGCGCGGAUUUGAGGAAUAUUUUCUCAACCUGACCGUGGAGAACAACCAGCGCAAUCCCUGGUUCGUCGAGUUCUGGGAGGACCACUUCCAAUGCCGCUACCCGGGCAGCACCAGCACACCCUACAACAACUACACGCGCACCUGCACCACCAAGGAGCGUCUCUCACGGCAGAACACCGACUUUGAGGAUCAGUUGCAGUUCGUUAGCGAUGCGGUAAUGGCAUUUGCCUAUGCCUUGAGGGAUAUGCAUCGUGACUUGUGCGGCGGUCGGCCCUCGCUCUGCGAUGCCAUGAAGCCAACGAAGGGCGCGGAUUUGCUCAAAUAUCUGCGUAAAGUCCAAUUCAAAGGCCUCAGCGGCGAUGAUUUUCGCUUUGACGGCAACGGCGACGGUCCAGCUCGCUAUAACAUCAUCCACUUCAAGCAGUCGGUGGCGGGUCAGUAUCGCUGGGUCAAGGUGGGCGAGUACUACGAGGGCGAGCUGCGCCUGAAUAUGUCCGAAGUAAAAUUCAAGCUGCAGCAUCCGAAACCACCGGAAUCCGUUUGCAGUCUGCCCUGCGAACGGGGCCAGGCCAAGAGAUAUGUCGAGGGCGAGAGCUGCUGCUGGCACUGCUUCAACUGCACGACCUAUCAAAUUCGCCAUCCCGAUGACGAAACGCAGUGUGUGCUCUGCAAAAUGGGCACGCUACCCGAUACGCACAAGGAGUACUGCCGACCCAUUCCGGAGGUCUAUUUGCGACCCGAGUCCGCUUGGGCCAUUGGCGCCAUGGCCUUCAGUGCGACUGGCAUAUUGAUAACGCUCUUUGUGGUGGGCGUGUUUGUCAGGCACAACGACACGCCCAUUGUGCGCGCCUCGGGUCGUGAGCUGAGCUACAUUCUUCUGGCUGGCAUAUUUAUGUGCUACGGCGUAACCUUUGCCCUCGUCCUCAAGCCAACCAACAUUGUCUGCGCCAUUCAACGGUUCGCAGUGGGCUUCUGCUUCACGGUCGUCUAUGCCGCAUUGCUGACCAAAACGAAUCGCAUAGCUCGCAUCUUCAAGGCUGGCAAACAGUCGGCCAAACGGCCCUCGUUCAUUAGCCCCAAAUCGCAGCUGGUGAUUUGCACGUGUUUCAUCAGCGUCCAGAUACUCAUUAAUGGUGUUUGGAUGGUAAUUGCCCCGUCUCAUGCCAUACAUCAUUAUCCGGUGCGCGAGGAUAAUCUGCUGGUGUGCGACUCGUACAUCGACGCCUCCUAUAUGAUUGCGUUCUCCUAUCCCAUCGUCCUGAUUGUGGUCUGCACUGUCUAUGCGGUGCUCACCCGCAAGAUACCCGAGGCAUUCAACGAAUCAAAGCAUAUCGGCUUCACCAUGUACACCACCUGCGUCAUUUGGCUGGCCUUUGUGCCGCUCUACUUCGGCACCGCCAACCACGUGCCGCUCCGCAUAACGAGCAUGUCAGUGACCAUUAGCCUGUCUGCCAGCGUGACGAUUGCGUGUCUGUUCUCGCCCAAGCUCUACAUAAUUCUGAUUCGACCGGAGCGAAAUGUGCGCCAGAGCAUGAUGCCGCCGCGAUAUGGCAACAUGCACCGCACAGCCGGCACUGGGCCAUCCUCGAUGAUGGCCGCGGCAGUCGUGACGGCGGCCACCUGUGCACAGGAGGAGAAGAUACAGAAACAUAUCACGCCCACGGAGACAGAGCACUCAAUUAAGGCCAAGAAGCUGUGCGAAAUGGCCACACAAACAAUUGCCUUGUCUAGCAUAUUUGCAUCCUUGGACUGCAAUGCCUACAAUCAAAUACCGUAUGCGGAUCAAUAUGUGCCAACAAAUACGGACACGCCCACUGCCAAUGGCAAUGACCAUGGCAAUGGGAAUAUCAAUGGCAUUAAUGCAAACGACGAGCAAGUCGUGGCCAACAACAACAAAAUCAAUCAGCAACAGCACGGCCAGCCGAAUGCAAUUGUUGCCAACACUAGUCCAGUGGCGACAGCAAUUGCAACGGCAACAGCAACGGCAAUAACAACAACUGCAGCAGCGACAGCAGCAGCAGAAUCACCAGCAAUACCAGCAGCAGCAAUGACAACAACAGCAACAAUUGCUAUGGGCGCCUCGGAUGCGACAGCCACAAUGGAAGCUGCGUCCAAUGGCAGCAGACGAGCGCCCGUGCUGCAGACCAACUUAUAGCUAAACGCACAGCAAUUGCAACAGCAACUGCUAAAGGAGCAGCAGCGCCAACAGCAGCAGCAGCAGCAACAGCAGCAGCAGCAGCCGGAUCAGCCGCAACUGGCGACCAGUGAAAGCAGCGAUGUUGCUAGCAUUGGCAGCGGCAGCGGAAGUGCCACAACCACGAUUGGAAACGCCAACAGCAAGAAACGUGCUGCGAUCCCAGUAUAGACACUUGAACGUGAUGAUACCGUCAGACGACUACAAGCGUAACAGAUUAUUGAAAAAUAAGAUCAACAAAUUAUGAAUACACAAAUUGAAAAAUAAGAUCAACAAAUUAUGAAUACAAAUUGAAAAAUAAGAUCAAGAACAAAUAAGCGAAUACAAAUGAAGCGAGAAUGUGGAAGGUAUAAAUACAAAAGAAACUAGAUCUAAAAGGUCUAAAUACAAAUGAAACAACAAACGUGCAGAAGGUAUAAUAAUAUGAAUGAGUAUGUAUGUGGAAGGUAUACAUAUAAUAAUAAUAAUAAUAAUGAUGAUGUAAUGCAAGAUGCGCACAGACUGUGCUCUCAAGACAGGGAAAUUAAUUGUUGCGUUAAUAUGUUCAAUGAAUGUUAAUUAGUUAAUUUUUUCGGGCGUUAAAUGUAAAAAAAAAUAUAAAAUAUGAAGCGCUAAUAA
Molecule: messenger RNA, 4602 nt
Organism: Drosophila mojavensis
Lineage: Eukaryota; Metazoa; Arthropoda; Insecta; Diptera; Drosophilidae
Product: metabotropic glutamate receptor 2
Exons: 17
Coding region: 16-3945 (1309 amino acids)
Biological process (GO): G protein-coupled receptor signaling pathway
Cellular component (GO): membrane
Molecular function (GO): G protein-coupled receptor activity
Source: RefSeq, a predicted model, not a curated record